Messenger RNA from Myripristis murdjan (pinecone soldierfish), 1830 nucleotides. Its product is annotated as leucine-rich repeat and immunoglobulin-like domain-containing nogo receptor-interacting protein 1. The record is from RefSeq and is a predicted model, not a curated record. NCBI's taxonomy places the organism in Eukaryota, Metazoa, Chordata, Actinopteri, Holocentriformes, Holocentridae. Gene Ontology annotation, molecular function: protein binding. The transcript has a single exon. Bases 1 to 1830 code for a protein of 609 amino acids.
AUGUUGGAAGGGUCUGCAGUCCAGAGGCAGCUGUGUUGGGGAGCUCUCUGCCUGUGGGCAGCGUGGGUGGCAUGUGCGACACAAACACCUCCGCCUUGCCCGCAGCCCUGCAGGUGUAACGCUGUGAAGCUGGAGGUCGACUGCUCCGAUCGCCAACUCACCACAGUGCCCGGCAAUCUCCCACAAGACUCUCGGCUGCUGAACUUGACUCAUAAUAAGAUCAAAACUCUGGUGCAUCAGCAGUUCAAGACUCUAACACAACUUUGGGACUUGGAUUUAAGCGACAACAUUGUGGUAACGAUCGAGGUGGAUGCGUUUCUUGGCUUGCAAAACCUGCUAACUCUGCGCCUCGCCCGCAAUCACCUUAAGAUUAUUCCUGUAGGGGCAUUCGUUGGAUUGGCAAAACUGCAGCUACUAGACAUAAGUGAUAAUGAGAUCCUGGUUUUGCUAGAUUUCACUUUCCGUGACUUGGCGGCCCUGCAGCGCAUUAAGGUGGGAGAAAAUGACCUGCUUUUCAUAUCGCAUCAUGCGUUCACAGGCCUAACCAGUCUACAAGAACUGCACCUUGACCGAAGCAACCUCACCGCUGUGCCAACAGAGGCACUCAAGCAACUCAGUGGGCUGACAAGCCUUCAUUUCCGCCGCUGUGGCCUGACCACCCUGCCGAACAACUCCUUCCGUCAUCUGGGGCGCCUCAAGGAGCUUGUCAUCUCCCACUGCCCCUGGUUGGACACCCUGGCAGGAAACAGCCUCUUUGGCUUAAAUCUUACAUCCUUAACCAUCAGUAACUGCAACCUUAGUGCUGUGCCCUACAUCCCAUUACAUCACCUUGUAUAUCUUACAUACCUUGAUCUCUCUUUUAAUCCAAUCACUUCCAUCCACGGGAAUCUGCUGAGGGACUUGCUGCGGCUCCAGGAGUUUCAUCUGGUUGGGGCAGGAUUACUGCAUAUUGAACUUGGAGCAUUCCAGGGUUUGGCACAUUUAAAAUCACUGAAUGUAUCCAAGAACCUUCUAACCACACUCGAGGAAGGGGCUUUCCACUCAGUAGACAGCCUAGAAAUCCUGAGAAUUGAUAACAACCUGCUAGCAUGUGACUGCCGCCUGCUGUGGGUGGUGCACAGGCGUCGGUAUCUGAACUUUGGUGGGCAUCCACCGAUUUGCACUACCUCGGUCCAAUUCCAGGGCUGGAACUUCCUAGAGUUUUCUGACGCUGAACUCCCAGGCCUGUUUACUUGUCGAAAGCCUCACAUUUUGAACCACGAACUUCAAGAUGUACAAGUGGAUCAGGGACAAACAGUUUUGUUUUAUUGCAAUGCAGAUGGUGAGCCUGUGCCCUUCAUUGUGUGGCUAAACCCACAGCUGAGACCUUUGUCGUCCAUCGGCAGGAUCCGGGUUCUUGCCAACGGCUCGCUGGAGGUUCGCUAUGCACAGCCACAAGACAGCGGUGCUUAUCUCUGCGUGGCAUCCAAUGCUGCGGGAAACGACAGCCUCACCGUUAGCCUCCAUGUCCAUAGCCUUCCAUUAUCCUCUCGAAACCCCUUUCGUCUUGAAAGCUGGAUCGCCCUUCCCUCCGGCUCUCCGACCAUAAAUGGGACUCAGCAGUUUUCAUUCGAUGUCAAAACACUCCUGAUAGCAGUAACCAUCGGCUUUUUCUCAUUCUUCAGCUCUGUAACCAUAUGCUUUAUUUUCAUGUUCCUCUGGAGUAAGGGCAAAGGGCAAAUAAAGCACACAGCCACGAUUGCAUAUGUGCCACGAAGCGCCAUGGCAAGCAGCAACGGGGGCACAGGAAACUACAUGGAAUCAGGCAGACUCACUAUGAAGCUGAUAUGA